Molecule: messenger RNA, 1244 nt
Organism: Gossypium raimondii (Peruvian cotton)
Lineage: Eukaryota; Viridiplantae; Streptophyta; Magnoliopsida; Malvales; Malvaceae
Product: WRKY transcription factor 23
Exons: 3
Coding region: 1-960 (319 amino acids)
Biological process (GO): regulation of DNA-templated transcription
Molecular function (GO): DNA-binding transcription factor activity; sequence-specific DNA binding
Source: RefSeq, a predicted model, not a curated record
AUGCAUACAUUCAUGGAGAGAAAAGAGGGUUUAAAAAUGGAAGACUAUGUAAUGGGAAACUCAAUCAACUCAAACUCAUCGUUUUGUGAUUACACGGGCAAUGGUUUCCCAUUACAAAGUGUAUUUGAUUCAUGUAGUGAAGAUGAUAAUAAUAAGUUUUCAUUAGGGUUUAUGGAGUUGUUGGGUGUUCAAGACUUUACCUGUCCUUUAUUUGAUGUGGCUCAACAAGUUCCAGUUUCGACCAAGAUGGAGUCACCUGAGCAGGGUUUUAAUCUGCCUGCUACACCUAACUCUUCCUCGGUUUCAUCAGGUUCGAGUGAAGCCGUCAAUGGUGAACCUGUUAAAGUAGAAGACGACCAAGAAGAAGAAGAUGACCAACAAAAAAACAAGAAACAGUUGAAAGUGAAGAAGGCAAACCAGAAGAGACAGAGAGAGCCGAGAUUCGCGUUCAUGACAAAGAGCGAGGUUGAUCAUCUGGAAGAUGGGUACAGAUGGAGAAAGUACGGCCAAAAAGCUGUUAAAAACAGCCCUUUUCCUAGGAGUUAUUAUCGUUGCACCAGCACCUCAUGUAAUGUGAAAAAAAGAGUGGAGAGAUGUUUCACCGACCCAAGCAUUGUGGUCACCACUUACGAAGGCCAACACACUCACCCCAGCCCGCUCAUGCCUCGGCCGAAUCUCGUCGGUUCUACUAUAAAUUCCGGCAUCUCUGCCGGAGCCGCAGCAGCUUUCAGUGUGCCAAUGCAAAGGAAUACUCAGUCUCACUACUACUACCAGCAGCAGCAGCAGCAUCAACAUCCAUUUGCCAAUAGCUUGUCUUCUUUGAACUUUGGUCAUAAUGGUCCCUCCAUUGACUCGAGUUUUCUUCACGAGAGGCGUCUUUGCACCUCGGGGCAGUCUUUGCUUAAAGACCAUGGCCUUCUUCAAGACAUUAUACCUUCUCAUAUGCUGAAAGAAGAGUAGAUUAUUGGAACACUCAAUUACUUUUAUAUGUAAUUCUAUCACACUGACUAGGGGUGGAAAGAGGUGUAGAUGAAAUGAUUAGUUCACUGGUCUGGAUAUUAUUGUGACUCGGUUUUUACUUUUUGAAAUGAUUAGUUUUUUGUUUUUUUUGGGUGAAAUUCUGGGUAUAGGUGGAGAUUAUAUAUACACCAAGGAAAUUUGGGUCUUUCUUCUUUAAUCCUUCUGACCCUUCGUUUUCUCCUGUAUCUCUUGUUUUUGUUGUUGAAGGAACGUGCAUUCAUUCC